This is a messenger RNA of Plasmodium adleri (nom. inval.), 5223 nucleotides long. RefSeq names its product DNA helicase, putative. Gene Ontology annotation, molecular function: ATP binding; ATP-dependent chromatin remodeler activity; zinc ion binding. Gene Ontology annotation, cellular component: nuclear replication fork. The record is from RefSeq and is a predicted model, not a curated record. The transcript is spliced from 2 exons. Bases 1 to 5223 code for a protein of 1740 amino acids. NCBI's taxonomy places the organism in Eukaryota, Apicomplexa, Aconoidasida, Haemosporida, Plasmodiidae. Gene Ontology annotation, biological process: DNA repair; replication fork processing.
AUGAAAAGCAAAUAUUUUUCGAAAGGCAAAAAAGAAAAUAAAAAAAACAACAACAACAAUAAUAAUAAUAAUAAUAAUAAUUUAGAAUACAACAAUCCUGUGUCAACUAGUUUUUAUAUUUCUACAAUAUUAAAUAAACAUGAAAAAUUAAUUAAUAAAAAAAACAAAAAUAAAAUUAAACCAUGCCAACGUAAUUAUUAUUAUGAUGAUGGAGGGACGUCGUGUAAGAAAGAAGGACAAAUGAUAAAAUUAUUAGAUGAUAUUAUAGAAAUAGAUAAUAAAAAAGAGAUAGACAAUGAAAUUAUUAAUAUAGAAAGUUAUAGUAAUGAUAAACUUAUUGUAGAUAUAGAUGUCGAUAGAACAUAUGUUAAUAGGAAUCAUUUGAAUGAUAUAUCUUGUGAUCAUAGUAUAAAUAAUAAGCAUAUUUUUAAUAAUAAAUAUGAAAAUUAUGUAAGAGAAGAAAAUCGAAAUGUCUCAUAUGAUAAGGAAAAUGAUUUAACUAUAACAAAAAAAAAAAUACAUUUAUUAAAAGAAGAAGACUUAAAUUUAAAAUAUAAACAAAUUAUAUCAGUAAAUAAAAAAUUUGAUAAUAUAAUUAAAAAAUUAAAAUUAAGUGAUAAAGAAUUAGUAAAAUAUAUAAUAUGUAAAAAGUGUUCAUAUUUUACUAUAUUAAAAAAAGGAAAAUAUGGUAGCUUCUUUGUAUGUAAAUCUUGUAAUCAAAAUGUCUCUAAAAAAUAUAUAGAUAAUUAUAUUUUUAAUGAAAAAGAAAAUACUUUUUAUAAACAUAAAAAUAAAAUAUCCUUUGAAAUCGAAAAAAAAAAUUCAUAUCGUAUACACGCCUUUGGUAAUAUUAAUUAUGCACAUUCAAUGAAUCAAAUUAUUAAUGAAAUUAUAAAAGAAAUCAUAGCAGAUAUUAUUCUCAUCAAAAAAAAUAAAAUCAAAUAUAAAAAUAUUAUUAAAUAUAUAUCUAAAAUAAAUAUGCCUUACCCAAUUAAUACAUCCAAUUAUUAUACAUAUGGAUUUCUUUAUAAAAGGAAAAACAUCAAAAAGAAUAAUAAAACCAAAAAUAUUCAACCACGUAAGGAUCAUAACAAAAUAGAUGACAUAUCUGAAGCAUAUAAAAUAUAUGAAGAACAACAAAUAAAUGAAAUAAAUAAAAUAUAUGAAGAACAAGAAGUAGAUAAAAUAAAUAGAAUAUAUAUUCAACAUCAAACAUAUAACAGAUAUUACAAAACAAUACAACCACAUAUGAUAUAUUACCAAUUCAAUUUUUCUUUCUGUAGAAAAAAUAUUUCUUUUAUAUUUAAGAAAUAUAAUUAUAUGCUACAUAAUAAAAGAUAUGAUCUUCUUUUUCUAUAUAAUAAAAAAUUUAUUAAUUUCAUAGAAUCAUUAAAAAAUCGUAAACGUAUUUAUAAAAAAUUACUAAAUAAAUAUCUCUCAACAUAUUUAAAAAAUGAUUUUUUUGACGAAAUAAAUUAUUUACCAUUAACAUGGAAACCUAGAAAAGAUUAUAUCAAGGCUGGAAUAUUUCCAUUUAAUUUAUCAAAAAAUAAUAGAAAAAUAGAAUCCUUUGGUCGCCUAUCUGUAAAUAAUAAUAAUUAUUUAUGUGGUUGUGUCUUUCCUUUAUGUACUUAUCAAUUAAUAGUACGCUAUUUUAUAUAUAAAUUAUUUCACACAUGUUUUAUUUAUCAAAUACCUAAAUUUAUAUUUUAUUUCUUCAGAUAUUAUUAUCAAAGCAAUAAUAAUAAUAACAAACAUAAAAUGUACAACUACUUUUUAAAAAAUAAAUUUAUAAACAUAUUUACAAAUAUAUAUUAUUCUAAAUAUAAGCAAAUAUUAGAUUCAAUCAAAGAGGAAAAAAAAAGUAUGUCCAUUUCAUUAUCAUCAUCAAAUAAACUUGAGAAAAAAAAAAAAAAUAAAAAAUACAUAAAAAAUUUAUAUCUUUUUGACGAACUAUCUAAUAAUACUUACAUUUUUAGUAAACAAAAAAUAGAACAAAAAAUAUUAAAUCAUUAUUAUCAUAAGAAAAUACAAAAAAUUAAAAGACAAAUGAAUCGAGAAAUUAAAAAUAUUUGUUUAUACGAAAUAAAAAAAAAACUACCUGUGCGAAUACAAAAAGUUAUUUUAACAUAUCAAUUAGAAUCUAUAUAUUUCUUUUUUAAAAAAAGAGGAAGAAUAUUAAUAGCUGAUGAAAUGGGAUUAGGAAAAACACUACAAGCAAUUUCAAUUUUUUACUUUUAUCAUUUAUAUCCAGUUUUAAUAGUUACACCAGCAUCAUUAAAAAUAAAUUGGUUUUCAGAGAUUGAAAAGUAUUUACCAUCUUUUGAUCCACAAAAUGUGUUGAUAAUAAAUAGUUCAAAUGACAUGCCAAAAUGUGUUUCUUCUUACAAAAUAAUUAUUGUCUCAUUCAAUAUCUAUAAAAAGCUAUAUAAUUUACUAAAAGAAAUUCAGUUUCAUCUAAUGAUCGUCGAUGAAAGUCAUUUCAUACGGACCGUAUAUUAUGGAAAUCAAAGUCAACUAACAAGAUUACUAAAAAAAAAAAUCAGGAAAACAAAAAAUGUUAUCUUCUUAAGUGGUACCCCAUCAAUAAAUAGACCAAUAAAUAUUUUUCAUCAAAUAAAAUAUUUAAUUAAUAAUAAAAAUAUCUUUCCAAAAAAUAAAAUUAUAUUUGGAGAAGAUUAUUGUAAAAAAUUUUUUUAUCGAGGAGAAAAAAUAUAUGAAGAAAAUUUAAGAUCUUGGGAAUUUCAUUAUUUCUUAAAUAAAAUUGUUAUGAUAAGAAGAACUAUUAAUCAAGUUUUUCAAAAUAAUUUCCCAAGUUUAAAAAGAUUCUUUGUUUAUCUCAAAAAUGAUUUAUGUGAUAUUAUAACAAAUAAAAGUCUACAAAAAAGUCCAACCAUUAAAAAUUAUUCGAUCAAUAAUUCAGAGGAUAAUAAGAAUAUUCAAAGUGUUCAUCUAAAAUGUGGAUAUAAUAUGUAUGAUAUGAAUAAAAAUAAUAUAUCAAAUAUAGAUAUCAUAUCUAAUAUAUCAGAUGAACAAUAUCAAAGUAAACAUCUAAUGGAUUCACCAAUAGAUUCACCAAUAGAAUCGCCAAUAUAUUCACCAACAGAUUCACCACAAUACUAUAACAUUAGUCCAUUAAAAAUAUCUGAAGAAUCAAUAAUAUCAAACAAUUCAACCAAAAAUAAACAAGAAAAGAAACACAAAAAUAGAGAAAUACUCAACCAAUAUUUCCAUAUAAAUAUAAAAUCUAAAAAAGAAGAAGAAGGCGUUUCUAAAAUUGUUAAUGCCUUACAAUUUAUUGAAAAAAAUUUUCCAAACAAAAAAAAAAUUAUUUUUUGUUAUCAUAUUAUGGUUUGUAAAUGUGUAGAAGAAGAGUUAUUAAAAAUAAUAAAACAAAAAAAAGAACAAGAAAAUAUAACUAUAGAUUAUGUAUCAUUAAAUGGAUGUAUUCCAGAAAAAGAUAAAAUAGAAAAAAUAUUAUAUUUAAAAAAUAACAUAAAUUGUUAUUAUGGUAUAUUUACUAUAUGUUCAGUUAGUCAUGGUUUAGAUUUCAGUUUUUGUAAUUUAUGUUUUUUUAUGGAAUUCCCAGUUAACUUUUUUCAUUUACAACAAUGUGAAAGUAGAUUAUUUAGAAAAAAUCAAAAAUAUAAUACCUAUGUAUUUUAUUUCUUAUUACAAAAAGGUUUAGGAAGUGAUCAUAAAACAUGGAACAGAUUUAUAUUAUGUUCUAAUAGUACAAGGUCUAUAAUAGAUGGUACCAAUUUUUUAAAUAAAGAUUUAAUUUAUCAAAAUAUAUCAAAUGAUAUCAUCCUUCAAUUAAUUAAUAAUGACCAAAAUGUAAAUGAAAAAAAUAUAAAAGAACAACAAUAUGUUGAGGAUAACAAAUCUAUUAAGGAACACAAAAAUGUUAAUCAUACAGACUAUCUUUACACAAAUAUUCAUACCAUUUCUAAACCCAACCUAAAUUUUAAAGAAAACAUUUUUAAAAAUAAACAAAUGAGUCAAUCAAAAAAUAUAUCUAAAUUAAAUCAACAAUUUUGUAAUGAAAAGGAUGAUAUUCAAUAUAAUUCAAUUAUCAAAAAAAAAAAAAAAUCAUUUUUCAUCACCAAUAAAUGCAAUGAUUCAAUUCAAACUGUAAAGAAUAAAAAAUAUAAUAACAAAAAAAAGGUACAUAUUAAAAAGGAACAUAUUUUAUUUCAAAUUAAUACACUCACAAAUAGAAUACAUGUUUACUAUAAAAACAAGAAAACCAAUUUCUCUAUUCAAGAUGUAGAUACUAUAACAAUAAACGAAAAUAAUCUACAAACAAAAAAAUAUUUACUAAAAAUGUGUGCAAAGAAUUUCUUAUGUAAUUAUAAUAAAUUAAAUACAAAUGAAAAAAAAUUAAUUGAACAAAAAAAAUGUGACAUUAAUAUAUCAUUACUAAACUAUUGGAAACAUACAGAUAAUAAUAGAAGUAAUAAUAAACAAAAUAAAUUAAUCUUUCAAAGAUAUAUAAAAAAUGUUCCAUUAAAAGAUAAAACAUAUGUUAAGGCUUAUAUAGAAAAUAGUUUUAAAGGAAAAUUCCAAAUGUUCUAUUAUCAAGAAUGGAAUUCAAAAGAAAACCUUUUCAAAUGUCUUCAUUGUAAAAAUAAAAUACCAUUAUCAAAAAAUAUUAUACACGAAGAAAAUCAUAUUUUUCAAUAUCUUCAUCAAAUAAAUGCUCAACAAGAUAUAAUACAACGUUUCCACAAUGAAAUCAAUAAUAUUAAAUUAAAACAAUAUAAUAAUAUUCAAAAAAUUAUUAUUUGUAAUGAAAAUAAUUUGUUCUGUGAAGGAAAGUGUCGUGAACUUUAUUUCUUAAAAAAAAGCUCUUGUAGUUUAAGAAGAUUAAUAUACGAAAGAGAUAAAGGCAUAUGUAAUAUGUGUCAACUUGAUUGUUCAAAUUUAAUCAAACAAAUCAAAAAUAAAAAAUACUUUGAAAUUAAUCAACAAAUAGAUUAUUUUAUUAAAAUGUAUCCACUAUUUAUUGAAAAUGUUGAUCAUCUAAAAAAAAUAAUUCAAAAACCAAAGGAAGGAUACAUAUGGCACGUAGACCAUAUCCUACCAGUUUUUAAAGGUGGGGGUGAAGCCUCCUUUGACAAUUUACAGACACUCUGUACAUUUUGUCAUAAAAAAAAAACGAAAAAUGAUAUAAAAGAUAAAAAAAAAAAAAAUAAUAAAAUAAAUAUAAAUAUAAAUUAA